Messenger RNA from Daldinia childiae, 1167 nucleotides. RefSeq names its product putative glycosidase crf1. NCBI's taxonomy places the organism in Eukaryota, Fungi, Ascomycota, Sordariomycetes, Xylariales, Hypoxylaceae. Gene Ontology annotation, biological process: carbohydrate metabolic process; fungal-type cell wall organization. The coding region runs from base 1 to 1167 and encodes 388 amino acids. The transcript is spliced from 2 exons. The record is from RefSeq and is a predicted model, not a curated record. Gene Ontology annotation, molecular function: glycosyltransferase activity; hydrolase activity, hydrolyzing O-glycosyl compounds. Gene Ontology annotation, cellular component: fungal-type cell wall.
AUGUUCUCCAAGCUUUUGUCUACCGCUGCGGUGGUCCUGGCAGCCACCCAGCUCGUUUCAGCUCAGACCCAUACUGACUGCGAUCCCACCAAGAAGAAGUGCCCCGAUGACCCUGCUCUAGGCUCUACUAUCACCGUUGACUUCACCAAGGGCGAGAACGACUUUUUCAAGGUUGCCGAUGGUACGAAGCUUACCUACGACACUAAGGGUGCUGUCUUCACCAUCAACAAGGAGACUGAUGCUCCUACCAUCACCAGCAGCAAAUACAUCUUUUUCGGCAAGAUCGAUGUUGAGCUCCAGGCUGCCCCCGGCACCGGUGUAGUUACUAGCUUCGUGCUACAGUCUGACGACCUCGACGAGAUCGACUGGGAAUGGCUUGGUGGUGACAAGGCUCAGGUCCAGACCAACUACUUCGGCAAGGGUGAUACUACCACCUACGACCGUGGUGCCUACCACGAUGUCGCCAAUCCCCAGGACACUACUUACAAGUACUCUAUCGACUGGACUAAGGACUACGUCCGCUGGUUCAUCAACGACAAGCAGGUUCGCGAGUUGAAGUAUGCCGAUGCUAAGGGCGGCACUCGAUUCCCCCAGACUCCCAUGCAGAUCAAGCUUGGUACUUGGGUUGCUGGUCGUUCUGAUGCUCCUGAGGGUACCGUCCAGUGGGCUGGUGGCAAGACCGACUUCAGCCAGGCUCCCUUCGUCGCUCACUACAAGUCCCUUACCAUCCAAGAUUACAGCAACGGUGUUAAGAACGCUGAGAAGUACUCAUGGGCUGACGGCUCCGACGGUUCUUACCAGAGCAUCAAGGUUAUCACUGGUGACGGCAGCGAUGAUGAGACUACCACCAGCAGCUCUGCUUCCAGCACUGCCAAGUCUACCAAGACUUCUUCCGAGGCCACUUCCACCAAGACUUCUGCUAAGAGCACCCUAGCCACCGUCACCUCUACUGCCAGCGCCUCUGCUACCGCCUCCGCCUCCGCUUCCGCUUCUGCCUCUGAGUCCGCAUCUUCCAGUGGCAGCGAUACCUCGGCCGCUCCUUCCAGCAGCAGCAGCACCUCUGCCACUGCUCCUCCUGCUAGCGUGCCUACUACUGGCGCUGGUAUGAAGGUUGGCUUCAGCGCUGGUGCUAUCGGUGCCUGCCUGAUGGCCGCUUUCGUGCUAUAA